Pichia membranifaciens NRRL Y-2026 is the source of this 1284-nucleotide messenger RNA. RefSeq lists its product as hypothetical. Gene Ontology annotation, molecular function: transmembrane transporter activity. NCBI's taxonomy places the organism in Eukaryota, Fungi, Ascomycota, Pichiomycetes, Pichiales, Pichiaceae. The coding region runs from base 1 to 1284 and encodes 427 amino acids. The transcript has a single exon. Gene Ontology annotation, biological process: transmembrane transport. The record is from RefSeq and is a predicted model, not a curated record.
AUGCUGUUUGGGGCCCCGAACCAUCGUUUGGAAGAGUACAUGUCAUUGACAGCGAAGGUGCUCGAGGUGGAGGCGACGUUCAUCUACCUGCCCGGAAUGAUGCUUGCGAAUUUCUCCGACCCGGUGACCCGCACGAGCGACCUCAAGUUGGUGAGAGUGGGGCAGGGGUUGAACCUCAACAAACUGGACCAGGCGCACGACAUUUACGAGUCGGUCGUGUACGACCGGAUCGGGGUCGACCAGGCGUCGAAGGAGUUGGCGGACUUGUUCAGCAGCAAGGAGUUUCUCAACACGUACUGGAUCAUCCUGCUCUACGGGCUGUCAAGCAUGUUUGUGUUGAUCUUCUUCAACGGGGCGUGGCUCGACAUGAUCCCGUCUUUCUGCAUGGGGGCGUUGCUAGGGUUUCUCCAGUGUGUUGUUGCGCCGAAGAACGCGCUCUACUCGUCGGUGUUCGAGGUGGGCUCUGCGAUCCUGUUGAGCUUCAUUGGACGGGCGAUCGGGUCGAUUGCAAACGGCCGAUACUUCUGCUUCAGUGCGAUAGUCUUGAGCGGGCUCUCGAUGAUUCUCCCCGGGUACAUGAUCUUGCGGGGCGCGUUGGAGAUCCAGAGCAAGUCGAUUGUGUCCGGGGUGGUGGGGAUGUUCUACGCCAUCAUCUACUCGUUGUUUCUCGGGUUCGGGCUGACGCUUGGCGCCGGGUUGUACGGCUGGAUCGACAAGAACGCCAUCACAGAGACGUCGUGCUCCAACAUCGGGCACAUCGGCAACGUGUGGAAGCUCCUGUUCGUGCCGCUCUUCAACGUGUGUAUGUCGCUCUCCUGCCAGGCCCGCUUCCACCAGUUGAGCAUCAUGGUGGUCAUCGCGUGCUGCGGCUACGUCGUCACCUACUUCUCCUCCCUGCACUUCAGCAUCACGCAGUUCAACUCCGCCCUCGGCUCCUUCGCCGUGGGCUUGCUCAGCAACAUCUACGACCGCUGGCUGCGCUCCUACAGGCGCAUCGGCUACUGCAGCACCAAGUUCACCAGCAUGAUCUGCGGCAUCUUCGACCUCGUUCCGGGCGGCUUUGCCGCCCGAAACGUCCUCUCCAGCGGCCUCCUCCAGCUCGAGAACCAGCGCAACAACAACGGCACCGCCGACGCCGCCACCAGCACCGGCACCCUCACCUUCGGCAUCUCCAUGAUCGAGAUCGCCAUCGGCAUCACCGUGGGGCUCUUCAUCUCCACCCUCGUCGUCUACCCGCUCGGCAACAAAAAGAGCCCCCAUUCGGGCAACAGCAUCGGUCUCUAG